This is a messenger RNA of Ruditapes philippinarum (Manila clam), 3111 nucleotides long. RefSeq names its product origin recognition complex subunit 1-like. Gene Ontology annotation, molecular function: chromatin binding; DNA replication origin binding; ATP binding. The transcript is spliced from 15 exons. The record is from RefSeq and is a predicted model, not a curated record. Gene Ontology annotation, cellular component: nuclear origin of replication recognition complex. The coding region runs from base 48 to 3077 and encodes 1009 amino acids. Lineage: Eukaryota; Metazoa; Mollusca; Bivalvia; Venerida; Veneridae. Gene Ontology annotation, biological process: DNA replication initiation; mitotic DNA replication checkpoint signaling.
AGCGGGAAAGUUUGCACACUCAGACGGAUCAGCUGCAUCCUUAUAAAAUGCCAGAUUACAAAAAAUACUUUAAUCCGUCGAAAUCUAUUUUAUUAUGGGAAGGAGAGGGAAUAUCUAAAGACAGACAUGAACCUGAUAAAAAGUUCUACGAAGGAUUUACCAUAGAUGGGAUUUUGUUCCGGAGAAAUGAUUUUGUGUUUGGAACAAACGAUACAUCAAACAAGACUGCAAACAUAUAUAAGCUACUAGAUGUCUUUGAUACAGGGAAGGAAAAGCUUGCCCAUGUUAGGUAUUACAUAACAAAGGACAGUGUUCAGAAGUCAGCCUUGUCCAUGCUAACAUCUCAAGGUCAUAUAUUUCAUCCUCAGGAAGUAUUUCUAAGUACAGACCCCAGAGAUAAUAACGUGAUUGAACUGUCACAGAUCAAAGGAAAAUGCCAGGUGGAAGAAGUAAAACAGAUUCCCGUUCAGUCUCCCAGCAGUCGUAAGCCUCGUGUUCCAGUAUUCUACGCAAUGUUAAGUUACGAUGGACGUAAAUUCACCAAAAUAUUUGAAGAGGACAAAGAAAACACUGAUCAGACAAACAGUAUCUCUGCUAGGCGUAAAAGUUUGAAAUUAGAGGGAAGAGUUAACUCCCCUUUGAAAAUUACAGAUCCACUGCCAACAUCUUUAAGUCCAAAAGUAGCACUGAAAACAAUAGAUGGUACCAGUCCCUCUGUCAGGCCGAAAAAUUCACCUUAUAUGAAGGGGAAAGAUGUUACACGGAUGAUAGAAGAUGAUGAACUUUCUCUCAUAUCAGAUUGUUCAACUAGUACUGAUCUUAGCUCUGCGACAAAUUCUAGCCGUGGUUCCCGUCGUAGUACAAGAAAUACACCUGUAAGAGAAGUGCCAAAUUCAGCUUCAAACCUAAUAGUCAAAGGAGUUACUGAUUCACCAAGCCGGGCAUCAGACUCUCCUAAACAAAAAUAUGUCGUAAAAGGGCAGUACACUGCAAAUGGACAAUCGAGCACGCCAUGUAAAAUUAAAAUCUCAAGUAAAUCGAACACUCCAAGCAAGGAAAGUACAAAUAUCAAAGCAUUGGACAAAGUAUCUAGUGAUGAUGAAAGCAUUAAAAGAAAAUCUAUAAAAAAUGAAGAAUUUUCACCGAAAAAGUUGAGACUUGAUUCACCUAGGAUGACAAGAUCUGCUAACAAAUCUGAAAAUGACAGCUCAAACCAAACACCAAAGGCUGUUAGGUCAAAGGUUGUUGAAAAUUUAAGAAAUAAAUCAAUGACCGAACCAAGACGUAAAAGUUUAGCCACUUGUGAGGACCUAGUAACUAAAGAACCUCCAAAAACCGAGGGAAAGGUCAGGAGAGUUCAGAGUGUAAGAAUUAAAAGACUUGGUGACAUGUAUCAGUCAUUCAGAAGUAAGACACCAGAUAGUGAAGGGAGGGCAGUGCGUGCUAGACUUAGUGACAAAUUUGUUGGAAUUAAGGCGGCAAAUGAACUGAGAAAAUCUGGUCGGGAAGUAUUUACUGAGGUGACAAAUGCAAGUUCUCCAAAAAAAGUUAGAGCUGCUAAAGCAAGACCGAAGAGUUAUGUAGAAAGUCUGAGUGAUGCAUUUGAUUCUGAUGAUGACGAAUUGUUGACAGUAACAAAGUCAGGAAGAAAAUCUUCACGACCAACAUCUAGAGCAAGAGGAAAGAAAACAUCAGUUGAUGAUGACUACCAGGCAAAAUCUGAAGUAAGUUAUGAUGCUGAGGAGGUUGAUGAUGAUGAUGAUGAUGAUGAUGAUGUUUUUGCUGUUACCAAAACAAAAUUGAAACGUAAAUCUUCACAAAGACGUAAAAGCUCUGCCGUAACACCAAAAUCUAAAAGAACACCAAAGAAGAAAGGCUCGGUUAUUGAUUCAGCUUCUGCUAAAGUGCCAAGUAGACAACGGCCACUGAUGUCUCCAAACAGUGUAUUAGAGGAGGCCAGGGCAAGACUGCAUGUAUCAGCCGUACCAGAUACGUUACCAUGUAGAGAGAACGAGUUUGAUGAUAUAUAUAGAUUUGUCGAGGGUAAAGUUAUAGAUGGUACAGGAGGAUGUAUGUACAUAUCUGGUGUACCAGGGACAGGAAAGACAGCAACAGUUCAUGAGGUGAUAAGAUCCCUCACUCAGGGAUGUGAGGAUGGUGAACUGCCCUCAUUUAAAUACCUCGAGGUGAAUGGCAUGAAACUCACUGAACCUCGACAAGCUUACGUUGAAAUUCUCAAGCAAUUGACAGGACAGAAGGCAACACCAGACCAUGCUGCUGAUCUGUUAAACAGAAGAUUUUGUGGUACAAGUUCAAGAGAAACUGUUGUUUUACUUGUGGAUGAGUUGGAUCUUCUCUGGACGAGAAAACAGGACGUGAUGUAUAACGUGUUUGACUGGCCGACUAAACAGCAUGCAAGACUUAUCGUGUUAGCCGUGGCUAAUACGAUGGAUUUACCAGAAAGAAUAAUGAUGAAACGAGUCUCAAGUAGACUGGGUUUAACAAGAAUGACAUUCCAGCCUUACACAUUCAAGCAACUUCAGACAAUUGUGUUGUCACGUAUGAAAGGGUUGAAGGCAUUUGACGAGGAUGCCAUUCAGUUAGCCGCUAGAAAAGUCGCAGCUCUGUCGGGAGAUGCUCGUAGAGCGUUAGACAUUUGUCGUCGAGCGACCGAAAUUGCUGAACUUGUAGCUAUGAAACAAAAGAAGGAUGUGCUAGUAGGAAUGACGCAUGUAGAUGCAGCUUUGCAAGAAAUGUUCUCCUCUCCAAAGAUUGUAGCUAUCAGGAAUGCAUCUGAUCAGGAGAAAACAUUAUUGAGAGCCGUGGUUGCUGAGUUUCAGAGAUUAGGAUUAGAGGAAGCAGAGUUCUCUAGAGUGUAUAAUCAACAUAUCUCACUUUGUAGGCUGGAGGGCAUGCAGCCUCCAUCAACGGGAGAGCUGGCUGGAAUAUGUUCACGAUUGGGAAGUAUACGUCUUCUACUGAUAGAACAUUCACGUCAUGACCUCAAUAUGAGAGUGAGGCUCAACGUAUCCCAGGACGAUAUUCUGUACGCACUUAGAGAUAAGAAAAGUAUAUGAGAAUAGAUUAUAGAAAAAAAUGCAUGAUACAUUC